Anopheles maculipalpis is the source of this 968-nucleotide messenger RNA. RefSeq names its product zinc finger protein-like 1 homolog. The coding region runs from base 1 to 951 and encodes 316 amino acids. Gene Ontology annotation, cellular component: Golgi apparatus. Lineage: Eukaryota; Metazoa; Arthropoda; Insecta; Diptera; Culicidae. The record is from RefSeq and is a predicted model, not a curated record. The transcript is spliced from 5 exons.
AUGGGUCUUUGCAAGUGUCCCAAGCGGCAGGUAACGACGCAAUUUUGCUUCGAACAUCGGGUGAACGUAUGCGAAAACUGUAUGGUAGUGAACCACACGAAGUGCACCGUACAGUCAUACAUCCAGUGGUUGAAGGAUAGCGAUUUCGACACCAACUGCACCCUUUGUGGCAGUCCACGCGACAGUGACGAUUGCGUCCGACUCAUAUGCUACCAUGUCUUUCACUGGAAGUGUCUCAAUGCCCGCCAGCAAAUGCUACCCCCAAAUACGGCCCCCGGUGGCCAUACCUGUCCGAUCUGCAGCGAACCAUUGUUUCCGCCCAGCAAUCUGGUGUCGCCGGUAGCGGACGUGCUGCGUGUACGACUCGGCCAGGUGAACUGGGGCCGGAAUGAGCUUGGCUUACCGUUGAUUAUGGAUGAGAAGCAUCCGGACGCAUUAUCGAACCCGUCAGUGGAGCUGAUGGCAAAUCAGCGGCAAAUGGCGACGGGAUACAGUGACGUGCACGGGAUGGCGGUGACCCAAAAUCGGGUAAUGGGUAUUGGUAGCAACAGCACGAACCAUGCUUCUUCGUCUAGCAAAGAGCGUCCCGAAACACCCCAUUCGGUGCUAAAUCUCGAUCCAUAUGUUAAUAUUGCAAACAGCCGUCGAACGACAUUGCUCGCCCGUGAACCACCGAUUGGUGGAUCGGAUCGGGACGACAACAAGUACAAGCGGCGCACGCCGAAGGAAAUAUUUUCCCGCUGGUCCCGCCGGCUUUACGCACCUUCUGCGCGGCCCGUUUGGCGAAAGACGUGGUUUUUGGUUGCGACGGGACUGCUGGGCUUUGUGUGUAUCGUGUACGUGAUGGCAACGAUUAGUCGGGGUGGUGAGGACGAACAGAGUGGUGGUGGUGUUGACCGGGAGCUGGGUGGUUUCAUUCCGAAUCGGAAUCUGCCGCACGCCGAAGAGUGACCAUUUCCGGUCGGGUA